Messenger RNA from Nematostella vectensis (starlet sea anemone), 1823 nucleotides. Its product is annotated as sphingosine 1-phosphate receptor 3. Bases 342 to 1367 code for a protein of 341 amino acids. Gene Ontology annotation, cellular component: membrane. NCBI's taxonomy places the organism in Eukaryota, Metazoa, Cnidaria, Anthozoa, Actiniaria, Edwardsiidae. Gene Ontology annotation, biological process: G protein-coupled receptor signaling pathway. The record is from RefSeq and is a predicted model, not a curated record. Gene Ontology annotation, molecular function: G protein-coupled receptor activity. The transcript has a single exon.
UGUAGGUAAAAGGAAGGACAAGGCGAAAAGCCGAUUAGACUUUUGACGUGAUUACUUAUUUUUCAAGCCAUUCUCCUGAUCGUAAAAAUAGACGGAACAACAGUAUUGAAAGUGGAGAGGCUCACGCUGUACCAUAAUUUCAAGCCAACAUUUUUUCGCCGCCAAGGGUAUAUCCAAUGACUGAUUGAUAUUUUAUUCAAGGAUCUUGCUUUUAAAUUAAGGUUCACAACAUUUACUUUGUUUUAUCAGCUUAUUCUAGCAAAUCAGUACAAUUCCUAGUGAUUAAGGAAUUCGUUUUCAGCAAAAAAGAAGUGAUAACUCAGAGUAUCACCAAGAGCGAAAUGACAAACGAUACGACUUCUACAACACCAUUGAACAUUCUUAUCGGCGUCCAGUUUGUGGAGGCAGUACUGAUCAUAUUUGCAAACUCACUGGCGCUUGCUGCGUUCUUGAGCAAGACAUUUCGUGUGAAGAAGUCGACUUAUUUUCUUAUCAAUCUGACCGUGGCUGAUCUGAUGGUAGGAACGAGUGUUAUAUUCCUCUCAGUCUACCAUGCGAGCAGCAUAAAGGCGGGUGCUUAUAAUAGGGCCAGCAAUGCCUUUAGAUUCGUCGCGCUCAAUGCGUCCUUAUGCUCAUUCACGGCCAUCUCUGUUGAGAGGGCAUACGCAGUUCUUGCUCCCUUCAGACACCGCCUGCUCGGGAAGAAACCUUAUAUCAUUGGUAUCGCUAUGACAUGGGUAUACGCAUUUGUAUCAGCCAGCAGACAAAUCCUUCAACUGUCGAGCAAAAUGCUCCUCGCGGUUUUGAUCAACUUGGCGUUGUUUAUUCUCGGCGUAUUAGUGGUUUGCUACCUAACCAUCUGUAUCAAGGUGAAGUUCUUUACCCCUCUCCCGAGUAGAAGACAAAACAGCAAUGCUAAACUGACAGUCACGCUUUUCCUCAUGACCUUUGUGUCACUGCUUUGCUUUCUUCCCUCGGUUGCUAUAGCGUCGCACGAGAUUCUGAUAAAUAACGGUGAUGAUAAUAAAUUGGACAUUCAUUUCGCUUGGCCAAUACUAUAUAUCAACUCCUUCAUUAAUGUCUUGGUGUAUUCAUUCCGAAUGGAGGACUUCAAGAGAGAGUUGCAUCGAAAAGUUAGGGCGUGUUAUUCAUCAUGUAUGCGCGGAGAAACAACCCAAGAAGUCGUGCCAAAAUACUUACAGACAUCCAAACUCAGGGGUGAACCGAUAUUAACCAUGAUGCACCGGGAGGGUAGAGAACAGCCUUCUCUGAUCAUGAUAAAUACUGCACCAUCAGCCCGAAAUGAUAUCCCAAGCUGUAUGUAUAGCACAGAGAGGGCCGAAGCCGACCCACAACAGCUACGAUAAAUCCCUUACCGACAGCUCAAAACGACAUCCCCACAAGGUCUCAAUUGUCUAGUUCUUAAGGACAUUCCGAAAAAGAAGGGGAUUGUAUUGAACUUUUAGCAGCCGUGUAUUCACCCACCCUGUAUUCACCCACCCUGUAUUUACCAUUUUUGCCUUUUCUAGAAUACUUGUUUGCCACAGAACUUGAAUCCACCUUCAUACUGAUUUCAAAUAUCGGCCCCUCCUUGUCGCUGCCACCGAACUUGACUCUUUUUGUUCUGUUGUGUUGUUUGUAUAAUACUAUCUACUUCUAUAAUAAUUUUUAAGUGAUGUUUUAGGACACCAUCUUGCAUGGGCCCUGUUCUGUUCGUGCCGACCCCUGUGGGUUAAUACUCAAUGAAGCGUUGUCACCAGUUUACUUCCGGUCGAUUACAUAACAAUCUUUUUUUUAUUUUUAACGGAAAACGCGAAAAAUAU